Messenger RNA from Octopus bimaculoides (California two-spot octopus), 1939 nucleotides. RefSeq lists its product as uncharacterized. NCBI's taxonomy places the organism in Eukaryota, Metazoa, Mollusca, Cephalopoda, Octopoda, Octopodidae. Gene Ontology annotation, molecular function: DNA-binding transcription repressor activity, RNA polymerase II-specific; RNA polymerase II cis-regulatory region sequence-specific DNA binding. Gene Ontology annotation, cellular component: nucleoplasm. The record is from RefSeq and is a predicted model, not a curated record. Gene Ontology annotation, biological process: regulation of immune system process; negative regulation of transcription by RNA polymerase II; regulation of cytokine production.
GCUUGGAAGUAUUUCGUUCCGGGACUUUUUUUCGCAACCUUGACUGAAAUAAGACUGUUUUAGUACCUCCAUUAGUAGAAAGCGCUAUAUAUCUGUGCUGCAUCGCUCAGGUGUCGCCUACGAAGCUAAGAGUAACCAACGAUUGCAUUAAUAUAUAUAUAUAUAUAAGCUACUAUUUAACUAACAGAUCGCCCAAUACGUUUCAUCAAGAAUAUCACAUGACAUUGGCAUCAAAGCAUUGUUUGCAUCAGAUAACAUCUUCAAUAUUCAUCACCUUUCAAAGACCCACAGAAAAUAUUGUGUAGAACAGAUUUCAUAACUCUCGGAAAUUCCAGUGAAAUAUUUCUUUUGAAAUGACAUUGAUAGCAACUUUUCUCUUCUGAAAAUGUUUGGAAUGUCUACAAGAUUAUUUUGUAAUGAAAUGAAGCCAUAUCACUGUGAUAUUUGUGAUAAAUCAUUCCCAUCAAGCAAUAACUUAGACACGCAUAAACGUCUUCAUAAGGGUGAGAAGCCAUUUCGAUGUGUUAUCUGUGGUAAAGCAUUUCUUCAAAGUUGCGAUUUGAAUAACCAUAAACGCAUUCAUAGAGGAGAGAAGCCAUUUCACUGUGAUGUCUGUGGUAAAUCAUUCCCUAGGGUAGGUAACUUAACUGUACACAAACGACUUCACACAGGAGAAAAACCAUAUCACUGUGAUACCUGUGAUAAAUCAUUCUCUCAGGUAGGUAACUUAACUGUACACAAACGAAUUCACACAGGAGAGAAACCGUAUCACUGUGAUAUCUGUGAUAAAUCAUUCUCUGCAAAUAAUGACUUAAUUAAACACAAACGUAUUCAUACAGGGGAGAAAACUUUUUCCUGUGACGUCUGUGGUAAAACCUUUUCUUCUGGAAGUGGCCUAAAUAUACACCAAUUAUUUCAUACAAAAGAGAAACCAUAUCACUGUGAUAUCUGUGAUAAAUCAUUCUCUUCAGGCAGUAACUUAAACACACACAAACGUCUUCAUAAGAGAAAGAGACUAUUUCGAUGUGUUAUCUGUGGUGAAUCAUUCAUUCAAAUUUCCAAUUUAAAUGAUCAUAAACGCAUUCAUACGGGAGAGAAGCCAUUUCACUGUGAUGUCUGUGGUAAGUCAUUCUCUCAGGUAGGUAACUUAACUGUACACAAACGACUUCAUACAGGAGAAACACCAUAUCACUGUGAUAUCUGUGAUAAAUCAUUCUCAGCACGCAAUAGCUUAAUCAUACACAGACGUAUUCAUUCAGGAGAGAGACCUUUUCGAUGUGUUAUCUGUGGUAAAUUGUUCAUUGAAAGCACCAGUUUAAAUAUUCAUAAACGUGUUCAUACAGGAGAGAAACCCUUUCGUUGUGAUAUCUGUGGUAAAUCAUUCUCUGUUGGAAGUACUUUGACCAAACACAAACGCAUUCAUACAGGAGAGAAACCAUAUUGCUGUGAUAUCUGUGAUAAAUCAUUCUCUAAUGGCAGUGCCUUAACUAGACACAAGCGUCUUCAUACAAAGAAGAAGUCAUUUCAGUGUGAUACCUGUGGGAAAUCAUUUUCUACAAAUAGUAACUUCACUAAGCACAAACGUGUUCAUACAGGUAACUCGUUCUCUCAGGUAACUGGCUGAACUGUGCACAAAUGCAUUUAAACAAAGGGAAUAGCUGUUUAACAGUACAUAAAUGUAUUCAUACAGGAGAGAAGCCAUUUCACUGACAUUUGUGGUAAAUCAUUCUCUUUUGCUAAUGUAUUCUUUGAUAGGAAAAGAAAAUACAGGAGGAUCUGUUAAUUAUAAUUUUAUUUGAUAUAUUCCCCUCCUGCAUUCAAACACCUAUUGCAGCUAAGCAUUGGAGAUGUGUAUGUAUGUAUGUAUGUGGGUAACCUUUGUCUUUUUAAUUUAGAAUAAAUCAUAAUCAGACACCUACAAGGUUCUGAAAAAGGGCAA